GCAAUAUUCCUCAGUAGAAAUCUGCCAAACUCGUUUGGUGUUCCCUUAAGUACAUAAGUUAUACAUAUAUAUGAUUUACUAGGGCAUUAUCCGCAGCACUAUGCGUACUGCUUUAUGGACUUUACUUAUUAUUGCCAUAUUGAAAACUUCUAUUGGCCAAGGAGAUUCUUUGCGGAGUGCUUUAAAUGCGAUCGAUAGACGACAACGAGAUUUAGGUGAUUAUGAGGACAGUGAGUAUGGUUAUACUUUAGAACGACCUGAAGAUCUUGUAUUCCUCAAUUCGCCUGGAUAUGGUAGAGAGAGACCAUACGAGAGACCCUUGUUAAAUUAUAGAAAUGAAGACAAAUAUGAGGCUGAAAUAAAUAAGAGAAUUUCUUCUGCUUUUCGAGAAAGGGUUGAGGAAGAUAACCAGAGACAACAGUUAGAAGAAAUGGCUCAAAAUAUUAUUAAUAAUAUGGAAUCCAGAGGAAGAUAUAAUGUUGAAAACGAAGAUUACGAUGAAAUUUUGAGGGAGCUUUGGGAUAAAUAUAAAAUACCCUAUGAGAGAACUAAAGUUAACUUAUCUCCAGUCGAGAAACGGAUGAUGUACCCUAGAUUUGGUUUGGACAGCGUUGGUUUGAAAAAAAGGAAUCCUUAUGGUGAAGUAUACGACGAUAACUAUGGAAUUGGCGAUGAAUCCUACGAUGAUGAUGGCGAAAGCUAUUAUCCGUAUGCCAGAAAUCGAUAUUAUCAAGGAAAUAAGAUAAGUAAAUUUAGACAGAUGUACGGAAAUCCUUAUUCUCAAGCAAAACGUUUUCCUGUUACCAAACGAAGUAGUGAACUCAAAGACAUUCACGAACAUAAACGUUCUACAACUAAAAAACAAACUGAUCCAAAAGUAGAGAAGGAUUUGAGUAACAUAUUCGGUAACCCCAAAAAAGAGGAAAAAGAAACUACGACAAAAAAGCCUCUAACAAUUAAACCAACUACUCCCAAAAAAGAAGUAGUAACUAAAAGUCCUAAAGAGACUAAUGCGAAAGUAAUCCCUGCGAACAAUGAACAAUUCACGCCAGUAUCCAUGAUAAUUGAGAAACCAUUACAAAUUAAAAAGAAAUCCAUUGACUGGUCUGAUUAUUUUGGUCUCGAUAGACGUAAGAAAUCUUCUGACCCUGACGAUUUAGAUAAGGAAUGGUUAAUUGAAAGAUACCAUAAAUCUAUCAAUUUAUCUAACAAAAAACGUAACGCUGACUUACCUCUAUCUUCUUUUCACAAUCACGACGAUCCUAGAAAAAAAGCCACCACAAAUGAAAAAGAUAAGUAUUCAUCUGAAGAACAGAAAAUAAAUGAGAUGGAUGCUAAACUUCAAAGAAUGGAAGACAAGAUUGUAGAUGAUACUCUGAAAUAUACAGGUGCCCAUGAAGGAGAGACCGAUCCAAAAGAGGUACAAGAAAUAAAAGAUAAAGUUAUUUCUAGACUUGCUGCAGCGUACAGUUUAGAAAAAAUGAGAGCAGCUUUGGGAGAAUAUAGAUUGGCGGUUGCCAAAGAAAGAGAAAAAUUAAAAAGCAAAAUACCGACAAUAGAAGACGGUUACCUCUUUUCAGAAGAAAAACGAACAGCAGUCCCUAGAAAAUAUGUAAUUGAUAAAGAUAGGGAAGAAACUCCAGAAGGAGAUAAUAAUAUUAAAUGUUCAGAAGGGGACGAAGACUGCCACGAGCAAAAUUAUAAAACUCCAAAUGAGAUAUUUGAAAACCAUUAUGGAACUGAAGUAUGUCCUGCAAUUGUACGAAGUUGUAAUGAAGGCGCAGUUGUUGCUGGGGAUUACGGACAAGUUUUCAAAUCGGCUUGCCACAUGCAUGAAAUGUGUCUUUUAUGUAGCAACAACAGCUGGUUUCCUCCGACCCGUCAGUGUCAUUCACUAUUUCUAGCAAAAGCUUUUGAUUUGUGCAAAGGCGAUCAAGAAUGUCAGAAAUUCAUCCAACGUUCCAUCAGAUACUUAUUAGAUGUAACACGUUUUUUACAUGCAGAAGAACCUUCAGUAAUCAACGACUGUGAAAUGUCCUGUCCAGAAACAGAAGCUCUGUUGGAACCAACAUCUAGAUGGUGUAAAUUUGAUACAAGAAAUAUGCAAAAUGAAAAUCUGUAUAGCAAUAUGGAAAAUAUUUCAUUAGACCAUUUUUCCAUGCAGGACAAUACAUACCCAGUAUAUCCUGAAUAUAACCAGGAAACAGUUAUAACGCAACAACCGACUGAAAACAAUUAUCCUGGUUCUAGAAGACCAAUCCCUGUCUCAGUUAUUGAACAAGAUUUUAGAAGAACUAUAUCUCCUACCAAUGGACUAGGCUUUUUGCUAGAUGUGAAUCAAUUAAUAAUACAACAGACUAUUGAACUUGUAGAUCUUAUUGCAAACGUAGCUUCCGAAAAUCGAUAUACAGUAAAAGUACCUCGAGGUGAUACCAUUUAUUAUGCAACCGAAAGCUCUUCAAAUUUCCAAAGAAAUUGUUUGGGCUCAGGUCGAUCAUUUAGUAUGAGACUAUAUGAUAAAACUCAACAAGAAGCUUUAAUUUUUGAACGGAGACUGGCAUGUGGUACUUGUACUUUUUGGUGUUAUCUUCAGAAAAUGGAAGUUUGGAUUCCACCUGGAGAAUUAGUAGGAACAAUAUCUCAAAAUAUAUCGAUUUCAAUGAAAACUAGUUUUAACAUCUGCAAUAGACACGAUGAAAUUAUAUAUAAAAUAGAAGGUCCAAAUUCUUUUGGAUGCAUAUUAGGAAAGUCUCAAAACUUUCAGAUAUUUAAUUAUGACGGUUCGACUCAGAUUGGAAGUAUAAUAUACCAGUGGGAUAAUAUUCAAGUAUCUUACAACCUCUUACUACAAAUGCCGAGUAAUAUUACUGAAACCAGACAUAAAGCUCUCUUAUUGGGAUCUGCGUUUCUAUUGGAGUACAUGUAUUUUGAACAGUCCAAGAAGAAAACGUAUUGCAGAUGCAUAUGCUGAAUAUUUUUAUAACACUUGUACGUUUGUAUUACAGUUUGCAAUAAAUAAAUACACAUUGAA
Diorhabda carinulata is the source of this 3031-nucleotide messenger RNA. RefSeq lists its product as uncharacterized. The record is from RefSeq and is a predicted model, not a curated record. Gene Ontology annotation, biological process: plasma membrane phospholipid scrambling. The transcript is spliced from 13 exons. Gene Ontology annotation, molecular function: phospholipid scramblase activity. The coding region runs from base 101 to 2971 and encodes 956 amino acids. NCBI's taxonomy places the organism in Eukaryota, Metazoa, Arthropoda, Insecta, Coleoptera, Chrysomelidae.